This is a messenger RNA of Acanthopagrus latus (yellowfin seabream), 3644 nucleotides long. Its product is annotated as inter-alpha-trypsin inhibitor heavy chain H3-like. Lineage: Eukaryota; Metazoa; Chordata; Actinopteri; Spariformes; Sparidae. The transcript has 24 exons. Bases 32 to 2821 code for a protein of 929 amino acids. Gene Ontology annotation, molecular function: serine-type endopeptidase inhibitor activity. Gene Ontology annotation, biological process: hyaluronan metabolic process. The record is from RefSeq and is a predicted model, not a curated record.
GCUGAAGGAGAGGCUCUUCUGUUUCCCAGGCAUGCCAGCGGUGUGGAGAGUCCUGCUGCUGUGGGUCUGCGUCUGCAUCUGGCUUCCAGCUCAGGUCCAUGGAGCUCUGGUCGUGUCCCGCAGAGAUGCUUUGACACAGGAGUCCAAAGAUGCUUCGGACAGCAGGUCAAUAAAGAAAAGAAGCACAAACUCUGCAAAUAUGGUGGAGGUGCACAGCGCGACGGUGGACUGCACCGUGACGUCUCGUUUCGCCCACACCGUCAUGACCUCCAAGGCUCUGAACAAAGCGAACACCUCUCAGGAAAUCUUCUUCGAAGUAGAGCUGCCCAAGACCGCCUUCAUCAGCAACUUCAGCAUGAGAAUUGACGGUCAGGUGUACGUUGGUGAGGUGAAGGAGAAAGAGAAAGCAAAGAAAGAGUAUGAGAAGGCCGUUUCCUCUGGACAGACUGCUGGACUGGUCAAGGCUUCUGGAAGAAAGAUGGAGAAGUUUUCAGUGUCUGUCAACAUUGCAGCCAAAAGUAACGUGACUUUCGUUCUGACCUACGAGGAGCUCCUACAGAGGAAACUGGGCCAGUAUGAGAUUCUGACCCGAGUCAAACCCAAACAGCCGGUGCAGGACUUUCAGAUUGUGGCCGACAUCUAUGAGCCCCAAGGCAUUGCUUUUGUUGACGCCACUGCAACAUUCCUCACCAAUGAGCUGCUCUCCUUGGUGGAGAAAACUGUCACAGACACAAAGGCACACAUCUCUUUCUCCCCAACUCUGGAGCAACAGAGGAAAUGUCCAGGUUGCGAGGGCACCAUAAUUGACGGAGAUUUUAUCAUCAAGUACGAUGUGAAGCGAGAGGAGAGCCUCGGGGAAAUUCAGAUUGUGAACGGGUACUUUGUGCACUUCUUUGCCCCAUCUGACCUGCCCAGAGUCCCAAAGAAUGUGGUGUUUGUGAUCGACAGGAGUGGAUCAAUGGCCGGUAGAAAGAUUGCACAGACCCGGGAUGCAUUGAAGGCCAUCCUGAGAGACCUCCACCAGGAAGACCACUUCGCUCUCAUCCUGUUUGACAGUGACAUCGUCACCUGGAGGGACUCUCUCACCAAGGCAACAAAGGAAAAUGUGGCUCAAGCCAUUGCCUAUGUGACUAAACUGAAGGACAAAGGAGCCACCAAUAUGAAUGAUGCUCUCCUGAGAGCAGUGAGGAUGCUGGUGAGGGAAAGAGACGAUGGUAACCUUCCACAGAGGAGUGCAGACAUGAUUAUUUUACUGACCGAUGGGAUGCCAAACCAUGGAGUGUCUGACCUCAAGAGGAUCCAGGACAAUGUGCGUUCUGCUAUUGAUGGGAAGAUGUCUUUGUUCUGUCUUGGAUUUGGUAAUGAUGUGGCUUACUCCUUCCUGGACGUGCUGAGCAGAGAAAACAAAGGACUGGCUCGCAGAAUUUUUGAGGGUUCAGAUGCAACUCUUCAACUUCAGGGUUUCUAUGAGGAGGUGUCCAGCCCGCUGCUCUUGGAGGUGGACCUACGUUAUCCUGACAACGCAGUGGACUUCUUGACCAAAAAUCACUACAACCAGCUGUUCAACGGCUCAGAGAUAGUGGUAUCCGGUCAGCUGACAAACAACGACCCCGAUAACUUCUUGGUGGAAGUGUUUGCCAAAGGGCCUGAGGAGGACUUCUUGGUGCAGGGGAAGGCUCGUGUGGUAAACUUGGACUUGAUCUACCCAGAAAAGGAGUACAUCUUUGGGAAUUUCUCCGAGCGUCUGUGGGCCUACCUCACUAUCCAGCAGCUACUGGAGAACAGUGACAUUGGGUCUCAGCAGGAAAAAGACAGCAGGACAGCCAAGGCCCUUGACAUGUCCCUGCGAUACAGCUUCGUCACCCCUCUCACCUCCAUGUUGGUGAAAAAGCCUGAAACUGAGGAUGGACCGAGCGGCCCUCUCAUCGCGGAUAAACUGACUGAGGACCAGCGACAGAAAGCAGAGAGACAUGGCGGAGCCUCUGGGUCACAUGCUGCUAGACCCCAUACUCCAUCAAACAGCCCGAUACGCAAAGCACAAAUACGCAGGGGUUCCUCUCGGUCAUCUUCAAAUGUGGACGGAGAUCCUCAUUUUAUGAUUGAGCUGCCAGAGAGAGAUGACGCUCUGUGCUUUAACAUCAACGACAAACCAGGAACCAUUCUCAACCUGGUCAGAGACCCAAAAUCAGGCUUUGUGGUGAAUGGCCAAAUCAUUGGCAAGAAGAAAGUUGUUCCUGAUGGGAAAAUUAACACCUACUUUGGCCGUUUUGGUAUCAUCCACGGGAAGCUCGGGGUGAGGCUGGAGGUGAGCACUCGGGACAUCUCAGUCUUCUAUGAUGGCAAGCAGCUCAACCUGCUGUGGUCUGAUGCAGUUUCUAUCAAAGAAACCAAUAUGGACUUGAGCCUGACUAAGAACUGCAGCCUGACAGUGACACUUCGGCACUCCAUUAAAUUUGAGGUCAUUAGACACACAAAGGUUUGGAAGAGACGCCGGGACCAUCAAGACUACCUGGGUUUCUACACCCUGGACGGCCACCACCUGUCUGCUUCGGUUCAUGGUCUGCUAGGUCAAUUCUACCACGGGGUUGAGUUUGAGGUGACAGACCUGCGUCCAGGUCCUCACCUGGAGAAUGUAGAUGCCACCAUGUAUGUGAAGGGACAAACGCUCAACGUGACCAGGCACUGGCAGAAGGACUUCAGCAGCCGGGUGAAGGAUGGAGAAAGUAUUCCCUGCUGGUUUAUCAAUAAUGAUGGGGCAGGCCUUAUCGAUGGGAGAGCCUCAGAUUACACUGUGUCAGGACUUUUUAAGACUGUUUUUUAAGUUGUAAAAAUUCAAAAUGUUAAAUUGCACGAGGGCCAUGUCACUGUGUGAGAGUGGUAUGUCGUGAGAUAUGGCAGAUUCUAGUAAGCUGCAGCGUGUCUUCAUUCAAAUUUACACACAUGCGAAAACAAACAUCUUAAUAACCAGAAUAAUGUCAUUUUUAUGUAACAGCAAUAGAAAAUAACAGCUUAGGAAUCAAAAAUGACAGCUAUAUGUUUUGUGUAUUUAACUGUGUGCAGUUUGCGAAUGGUAAAGCAAAAUGUGUGUUUACUGUUGACAUAACAUGGCAGGUAAAGCAUUCCAAUAUUGGGCUGUUGUCAAACUAGAAUUAGUUCUAUCAAAUGAAUGCUUUGCUGUAAAGAAUAUUUGCUUUCUGUCAGAGCAGGAAGGAAACUGGAUGAUCUUUGAGUGCAAAACUUGGUGAUAAAUAGCGGUGCAGCGGUGGUUGUGCUUGGUGUCAAAGUUCAGUAAUAAAUCUCUAAAUCAUUUUUAGAGCAUCAUGGUAUCACUACAAACAUUCUAGGCCAUUUCAAAGUGUCAGAGGUAAACAUUCAUUGUUUGCUAAUGUUAAUGUCUGAUGUAAAGUACAGUUUGACCUCUGCUCGAUGUGUUUCACAGCAUUAUACUGUAUGUGUCAGUAAUAAAAAGAUGUAACUUCUUUUGCAGUCAAUUACAUAACAAGGUAGCAAAUUAUCUGUAGAUUUGUUCAUUUAUUGUUUCAAGAACUGUAUUUUUUUGUCAGUCAUCUAAAAAAAUGUCAUGUCUCAUAUUCAUAUUUUGCAAUAUACAUAAUUUGAUUAUAUAAAAGAAAUAUCACACAGGA